Messenger RNA from Spirometra erinaceieuropaei, 619 nucleotides. The record is from the annotation of a GenBank genome assembly. Lineage: Eukaryota; Metazoa; Platyhelminthes; Cestoda; Diphyllobothriidea; Diphyllobothriidae.
AUGUCUCAUCCCACUGCCGUUUACUUCUAUCUUCUCCGUCCAUCAUUCGGUAUUUUCCUUUUUCUGUUUCCUCCCCUUUCUCUCUCAUCCACGCCAUGAAAAGCCCUGUUUCUCACUGUGUCCUUUUGUUUCUUUUCUCCAGAGGGAGAUCCACGCAUCUCAGUAUUCAGUCGGCAUCGACAGAGCCGCCGUUGCGCCGCCGCCGCCGCCGCUGCGGCCAACUGCAAGAACGAUGACUCCUGCAGCGCCGGCUCCGCGGUACCCUACUAUUCCAGCAUUGUUGCCGACGAUUUACGCCCAUCAUGUAGGCCGACGGAGGAGGAGGAGGAACAGCCGCAGCACCAACCGCAUCGCCCGACCAGCCCGUUAUACCAGGAGGAACCGCUACUCAACCAACAGGGCGUCGUUAGCCGGGUUAGUUGUCCCCCCCCCCUACCCGUCUUUGUCUCCCUAAUCGUCCGUGUUCUGGUCGUAUGUCUUUGCUCCUUUCUGCCUUACGCGUAUAGGCACCACUUGCGAAUGCUCAAAUGCGACAGCAGUCCUCCAGGUCGGCCUAUGACGUCUACAGUGUACCAAAUGCCGUCGCAUUGAACGACCACUCGCCUAGUGGACAACUUUC